UGUGCACAGAAGUGUUUAAUGGACAGAACUGAACAUUGACCCAUCAUUUGGAAUUUUAAUCUCUGACAAUCCACUGUUUCCACGUCACUUUUUCAACUAAAUUUAAUAAAACUUGCAUUUUACUGUGUGACCGAUUCUCUAAUAGUAAAACUAAAAGUAAUUACACAGUAUCGCACAACUGGAGCUAAAUAAUUGGAUUUUUAAUUCAAAUUAUUAUGGACGGUAACCAAGACAACGGUAUUCCUCAUCUCGCCCUUGUCCUUCCCGAGAUUAUCCAAAAAAUUGCUGCCUUUCUCCCCACGUGCGACCUGCUCACAUGCACUCGGAUCAACUCCACGUGGGAAACCGCCGUCCGGAGGAAGCUCCUCUCUAUCAGCCGGAUAACCCUUGACCCAGAAAAAAUUGACCUUUACACAAAACAUGUCACCGCCCGGGGAUCCUGUCCCACGAAUAUUUCGUUCUUCCCGUUCGAUGAUCCCGCCACAUUACUCCUCCCGCUCUGGCAAAAUUUCAUUUCUGAACAUGGCCGCAAGAUGGAAAGUUUACAGAUAAGUUUGGCCUUAGGCGAGGUGCCCACGUGGCUCCACUAUUUAUCCCACUUAUCAAAAUCCUUCCCUAAUUUAACCUUUCUCAAGUUAUUCCUCUCACCUCGAGACCCACGUGACGAUACAGUUUCAAAAUUCCCGCCCAAUCCUAAUAUUUCCUUUCCAAAAGUAAACAAUCUUUUCAUCAAGGUGUACCACGUGCCAGAAGGGUGUCCCCACCUGCUCUCCAUGUUAACCCAGUUGGUCCCCUUACUUCCAAAUAUUCGCGGGUUAUUCCUGCUCGAAAGGGGGCAAUCUGUGCUUGAACACUUGCUCAAUUUUGCACCAACUUUGACCUCUGUCUUCAUGAACAGCCCAAAAUUACCCUCCCCUGUUAAACUUAAUCUGGCAAAUUUAACCCGCCUAGAAUUUGCGCAGUGUUGGGCGCGAACUUCUGAUUUGCCUAAAUUGCUCCUAAUUACGGCAGGAACUUUGCAACAUUUGAAACUUUACGCGACGGAAAAUGCCGAUCCGAGCGAUCCAAUCCACCGAUUCUGCAUUCAUUCUAUCCAUUUCCCGAUAAUGGAAAAAUUAAAAAUUUUUGAAAUUGUGCAAAGUCAGGUGACGAACCGGAACAUAUAUGGAAAUUGUUUAGUUUCUCCCGCCAUAAGAUUUAAAUUUCAGAAUAGCGGGGAAAGAAGGUUGGAUUAUCCAGUCCAGUUCCCAGUUUUGGAGACGAUUCGCAUUUCGAAAAUGGAAUUGGACCCACAUUUUUCAAAUUUUGGGAAUAAUGUGUUAACGAAGCAGGAGUAUUUUGCGACGAGCAAGGCCUUUUUGUACAAUUAUUUCCUCCACGAAAGUAAUUCAAAGGGUUUGACCGUUAAGAAAUUGGACAUUCCGUACCCGCCCUGUUUUAAUAAAGGGAUCGGCGGGGAGAGGUGUUUAGCCUUUUGUGACUGCAUCGAGACGGGGGAGAUCUCCGAAUUUUGGGACAGGGUGAUAGCAAUUUUUCCAAAUUUGGUGAGAUUUCAUGCGAUGGGGGCAAGGUAGACAAAAGAUAAUUAACUUUGGGGAUGUAAAGAGGUGGGAAGCCGGAUGAGAAUUUAAAACAUCAUAUUUUUCCCAAAACGUGAGUUGAUUAGAUUAUGUGAGUGAGUAAACUUGAGUUAAACAUUGACUUUACAUUUUAAAAAUUCGUUAUUAGUGCAUCACAUAUUUCGGUUGUCGAAAAUAUUGAGAUAAAUAUACGUACUUGUAUAUUUAUACUUAUAUUUAUAUACAUAGAUAUGUAGAAAUAUAUAAUCUGUAUUUUGCUUAGAGCUGCAAAAUCCGUUCCGAAUUUUAUAAUUUUUGGAUUUCGGACCAAAUUCGGAUUUAAUUCGUUGACAAUGUAUUAAAAUACAUAUAUUUUUAUGUUCAUAUUUUUGGGAUUUUUACAUUAAUUUUGGACGUAUCUAUCAUUGGUGGACAUUACACUUUCCUCGCUAACUUCGAACUUGGCCUCCAAUCAAGGUUGAUGUAAUUUAAUUCAAUUUAUCCUGGCAUCCUAGGCUCUCCUGCCAAAGUCCAAAAUUUGGACUUUGGCAUGAAAACAGGCGACCAAACCCAUGCUAAAUUACGACUUGAAUUACACUAAAUUAGACUAAAUUAAACACGUGUACGUAGGUAUUGAUGAUGAAUAGCUAUUCACUCGCGAUCCAUGCGGUGUUUGCAUGCUUUGUGUAUGCAUGCAUGUACACACAAGGCUGGAAUGAUGUGCCAUUAUUGCGUGCAAAUGCCCUAUGCAAAAAUUUUAUGAAGCCACAAGUGCAACUUAAAAAUUUAAUAUGAUUAAGGAUCUAAAUCUACACCAGGGUUGCUUAAUUAAUUGACUAUGUACAUAAUUACUUAUUAAUA
This is a messenger RNA of Folsomia candida, 2420 nucleotides long. RefSeq lists its product as uncharacterized. The transcript has 3 exons. NCBI's taxonomy places the organism in Eukaryota, Metazoa, Arthropoda, Collembola, Entomobryomorpha, Isotomidae. Bases 216 to 1574 code for a protein of 452 amino acids. The record is from RefSeq and is a predicted model, not a curated record.